Messenger RNA from Paramuricea clavata, 756 nucleotides. The record is from the annotation of a GenBank genome assembly. NCBI's taxonomy places the organism in Eukaryota, Metazoa, Cnidaria, Anthozoa, Malacalcyonacea, Plexauridae.
AUGGAAUACAUCAGGUCUCAGAUCGAGAAAAAUGAAGAACUUAUCAGGAAAAGAUGUGAAACCUGGUCAAAAGUAAGACUGGAUGAAUUGCAAGAUAAGAUUGAAGCUGACCAAGAUCGCUUGACGGAAUUAGAGAAUAUUCAGACUGGAAGCAGCAAGACACAUAAACAACGCUUGCAGCAGAUGAGUAAACGUCAAGCACGACAGCUUCUUGCCGUGAAUCGAGUUGGUAAAAGAAAACUUGGGGAUCAAGGAAGGAAGUCCUUGAUUGAUAGCGACACAGAAGAGAAAAUUGCAAAAGCAAUUGAAGACAAAGCGACGUAUCAUGGACGGCGUCAUAACACAACAAUGUAUACAAACCGUCGCGUAAAAGUCGCUGAUUUACCUGGCAUUGCAAACCACUUUUUGGCUUUAGCGGGAAAGCCUUUAAUCACUUCAAAAACUACUGUUUGGAAUCGGUCUGAACCUCGGCGAAAAAACUCUAUUCAAGCAAAGCUCCAUCUGGGAAAAGGAUUAUUCUGUAUGAAAAAGCCGCCUAAAACCGAACAUUGCGAAAAUGAGUCCACCCAUCACCAGAGGGCUCACGUUAAUAACGUUAAAAUGUUAUUCUUCUCUCGCAGAAAUGAAAGCAACCGAAAGUACUGCUUUUGUCGGUCAGUAGACGACAAAGCAUACAUAAGACCUGGAACAGGCGAAGGAAUGAACCACGCUAGAAACCAGAGAAUUUUACAACCUACUGCAGAGGAGAGGUCUUGA